UACCGAUAGUAUCAUGAUCGGUUUAGGGAGCAAUUUUCAAUUUUUCCUCACUCUUGUGGGUGCUUAUGCGUGUGUUCUAUAUCUGUACAAACAUUUCAAAUCUCCCCUGUGCUUGAUUUGGAGUGUUUUGUUCCGGAAAAAAGUGCCACUGAAGGAGCGUUAUGGACGGUGGGCUGUGAUAACCGGAGCAUCGGAUGGGAUCGGGAAGGAAUACGCUAAAAAUCUUGCCCGCCAUGGAUUGAAUCUAAUGUUGAUCGCGAGAACGGAAUCCAAACUGGUGAAGUUGGCGGAAGAAAUCACCUCGAAGUUCGGUGUGGAGGUACGAUGGAUAGCCGUGGACUUUUCAAAUGAUUCUGAGAAGGAUUAUGAGAGGCUUGAACGUAAGCUUUCCGGAAUCGAAGUGGGAAUACUAGUGAACAACGUCGGAAUGCUCCACAAACAUCCAGCGAAAUUCGAGGAAAUACCGCUCAAUGAAGUACAGGAGUCACUCACCGUUAACAUCAGUCCCUCGCUCAGAUUGACCCACAUGAUUCUUCCCGAGAUGAAGCGUCGUCGUCGGGGCAUCCUGAUUAACGUGACUUCAAUAGCCGCUUGCGCAGCGAUGGCCUACGCCUCGAUGUACUCCGCAUCGAAGGCUUUCAUGAACAACUUCAGCUUCGCCCUCCAGGAGGAGUUACGCGGGUCUGGAGUGGAAUGUCAACUGCUAUCGCCGAUGUUUGUCAAUACCACUCUGAACAGUCAGUGGCAGAAGUUUGGAUUUUGGAGGUUAUUUUUCGUGGGGGUGAAAAGUUAUGCGAGAAAGGCCGUGUGGACUCUCGGGAAGACGAGUUUUACGACCGGACAUUGGUAUCACGCGUUACAGAUGACGCUGUUCAGAUCACCUCCAAAGUGGGCAAUGGAGCGGUUGAUUACUUAUACGUUGAGAUUUUUUAGGAAGAAGAUAUUUCGGAAGCAACGUCAGUAGCAAGUAAUUGUUUUUAAUACAGAAUGAAUAUAAGACAUACAAGAACUUCCAACUUUCUGUUACGUUACUCAAGUAUCUAAUAAACAAAGAAUAUCUACAACUUGAUUGAA
Molecule: messenger RNA, 1074 nt
Organism: Toxorhynchites rutilus septentrionalis
Lineage: Eukaryota; Metazoa; Arthropoda; Insecta; Diptera; Culicidae
Product: putative steroid dehydrogenase 4
Exons: 4
Coding region: 14-964 (316 amino acids)
Cellular component (GO): endoplasmic reticulum
Molecular function (GO): oxidoreductase activity
Source: RefSeq, a predicted model, not a curated record